This is a messenger RNA of Racocetra persica, 928 nucleotides long. The record is from the annotation of a GenBank genome assembly. NCBI's taxonomy places the organism in Eukaryota, Fungi, Glomeromycota, Glomeromycetes, Diversisporales, Gigasporaceae.
UCCUUUACAACAACAUAUAACUCGGACAUUGUCUAAUUUGCCGGAUCAUGCUUCGUCACAUUCCCCAUCCGGAUCUCAAAAUUCAAAUUUGAUACCAAUUGACAAUCAACUUAAGGAUGCUAAUAUGAUAAGUAAUGAUCAAUUAAACCAAAAACCUGCAAGAUCUUUGGUGUCUGUAGCUUCUCUUAUGAAUAAUGAUCAAGCACGUUCAGGAUUACGAAUUCCACAAUCAUAUCAAAUGGAUCGUUAUAUUAAGCAAAACAAUAUACAAGCACGUAGUGGUAUUCGUCCUCCAAGUCAAGUUCCUUCUGGUUUAAAGAAAAAUAAUAAUCAAUCACGUUCGGAAAUUCCAAGACCUCAUACUGCAAUUAUGAAUCAUACAUCCAUAGAUAAUAGUGUAAAAACUCCUAAUGGAAUUUCAUCUUUAAAUCAACGGUUAUCUGCAGUAACAAAUAAUCAUGAUCAAUCGAACAUCGGCAUUCCAUCAAUGAAUUCUUUCUCGCCUCAACAGCAAAGAUAUGCGGCAAUGAAUAACAAUAAUCAAUCACCUAUUGCUACACGACCUUUACUUCCAAUACCUACGAAUCAAUCAUUUCCCACUGGAAAUGCUGAACUUGGUCCUCAAUCUAUGCUUGUACCUCCGAUGCAGCCUAUACAACCAAAUCCACAACAAUCAUGGCCUACUUCGUUCAAUUCAUUUUAUAUGAUUCCUAACUCUAAUGAAAGUAAUCAAUAUGGAUUAAUGCAAACUUAUUACGGACCAAAUCAAAAUCAAAUUAGUUUUGAUGGUCAUAAUGCAAUGCAUAACUCUUUGAUGAAUGAAAAUCCUAAUAAUCAUAACGGCCAACCUAGAAAUAGUCCUUCGACUCCUCAUUUACAACCAAUGGGGCAAAUUGGCCAAAUGGGACAAUCUUUAAGUCAAAGAUAA